AUGGCUGUGUGGUGGAGGACUCUGUUUUUCCCUCUUCUUCUUCUCUCUCUGAGUUGUGCGUACCCAAGUUAUGCAGCUCCUUCAGGCCAACAGCGUGCGUCUCCCUAUCGAAACUUCCUCACCUUCACCAGGAGCAUCCGCGCCCACGUUCAACAUCUUCUCCGGAGAUAUAAAGAACAGCAGCUGGGAGACCGACACUUUGAAGACCGUAACCUGGAGAUGAGCUCCCUGCCCUCCCUAUCCACAAACUUCCUCGGCUGGCUUCAACAGAAGGACUGGGAACGACUGACUGGGGCUUCUCGGGACCUGAACACCUACUGGAGUCAGCUGGACCGGAAGAGAAAGCAGAUGGAGAUGGAGAAGGAACGCACGAUGAUGAGCCACGGAUCAAAGGCCGCGAGCAGGAACCCACCCACCUUACCUCAGAGUUUUUCGCGAAUUCAGAGGGAAAUAAGUGACCUCGUCAAUCAAGUCAACUUCCAGCUGAGAUUUGUCAAAGUCUCCCCGGUGAGCACCACCUCACCCCCGAAACUGACCGGCUCAGCGACCCCGCCCGCCAGCACCGCCCCCCCCCAGCAGACCCUGUGGCUCAGCCGCCUGGAGGGGUACGUCAUCCUCAGAGACCUGGAGCGCUACCUGGUCAAGUUGACCCGAGACUUCCUCUUGCUGGCGUCUAAACAAACGGGCGGCUCGCACAGCGAGGGCUGA
Hypomesus transpacificus is the source of this 708-nucleotide messenger RNA. RefSeq lists its product as uncharacterized. The transcript is spliced from 4 exons. Bases 1 to 708 code for a protein of 235 amino acids. NCBI's taxonomy places the organism in Eukaryota, Metazoa, Chordata, Actinopteri, Osmeriformes, Osmeridae. The record is from RefSeq and is a predicted model, not a curated record.